Messenger RNA from Sardina pilchardus (European sardine), 1964 nucleotides. It is a transcript of the gene acat1, whose product is annotated as acetyl-CoA acetyltransferase 1. The transcript has 12 exons. Gene Ontology annotation, cellular component: mitochondrion. NCBI's taxonomy places the organism in Eukaryota, Metazoa, Chordata, Actinopteri, Clupeiformes, Clupeidae. The record is from RefSeq and is a predicted model, not a curated record. Gene Ontology annotation, biological process: fatty acid beta-oxidation. Gene Ontology annotation, molecular function: acetyl-CoA C-acetyltransferase activity. Bases 115 to 1383 code for a protein of 422 amino acids.
UCUCAAAGUAACCCCUCGCCCUCGCUUGUGUUGAUAGUUUGGUUGUUGGUAUUGGGCAGGUGAAGGUGAAAGCCAAGUGUGUUAAAAGUCGAAAGUGAACUUUGCAUCACGAUUAUGUCAUCUUUUGGACUUUUCACUGCGCAUACACAGCUGUGCAGACGGCUGGUAACUGUGCACCAAUGUCUACCAAGAACCUACUCAUCAAAAUCAGCUCUGAAUGAAGUUGUCAUCGUCAGUGCUGUGCGGACUCCAAUGGGGUCUUUCAGAGGAAGCCUUUCGUCUGUUCCAGCUACUAAAUUGGGUUCAAUAGCAAUCAAAGGGGCUGUUGAGCAAGCAGGUAUCCCUGUGGAAGCGGUCAAAGAGGUAUACAUGGGAAAUGUACUCCAAGCAGGUGAAGGGCAAGCACCAACAAGACAAGCUCUCCUUGGUGCAGGUUUGCCCAUUUCCACACCAGCUACAACAAUUAAUAAAGUCUGUGCCUCUGGCAUGAAGUCCAUUAUGAUGGCAGCACAGAGUUUGAUGUGUGGACACCAGGAUGUUAUGGUGGCAGGGGGUAUGGAAAGCAUGUCCUGCGUACCAUAUGUAAUGACCAGACAGACGCCUGCCUAUGGUGGAGUACAUAUGGAGGAUCUCAUAGUGAAAGAUGGUCUCACGGACGUCUACAACAAGUUCCACAUGGGAAAUUGCGCAGAAAACACAGCCAAAAACUGCAGCAUUUCAAGGGAAGAGCAGGAUGCCUUUGCCAUCAAGUCUUACAGCCAAAGCAAAGCCGCAUGGGAGUCAGGGGUUUUUGCUAAGGAGAUUGUUCCUGUUAGCAUUCCUCAAAGAGGCAAGCCUGACGUUGUUGUAAAGGAAGAUGAAGAAUGGCGAAGAGUCGACUUCAGCAAAGUUCCAAAGCUGAAAGCGGUAUUUCAGAAAGAAAAUGGUACGGUGACAGCCGCAAAUGCCAGCACUUUGAAUGAUGGUGCUGCUGCUUUGGUUUUGAUGACGGCAGAUGCUGCGAAAAAACUGAAUGUCAAUCCACUCGCCAGGAUUGUUGGUUUUGCUGAUGCUGCAACUAAUCCGAUUGAUUUCCCAAUCGCUCCAGCUUUUGCGGUCCCUAAAGUUCUUGAAAUGAGUGGUCUGAAGAAAGAUGAUAUUGCAAUGUGGGAGAUAAAUGAAGCCUUCAGUGUUGUGGUUUUGGCCAACAUGAAAAUGCUUGAUAUUGACCCAAGUAAAGUUAAUGUCAAUGGAGGAGCUGUGUCUCUUGGUCAUCCAAUUGGCAUGUCUGGAGCUAGAAUCGUCGGCCACAUGGUGCACAAUCUCAAGUCUGGGCAGUACGGACUCGCAGGGAUCUGUAAUGGAGGUGGUGGUGCAUCUGCUAUCAUUAUUCAGAAGUGUUAGCAUGUGUGUGGUCUUAUGGUCCAAGACUUCAUGGGCAAUAAAGCCUUCUGGUAAGAUUGUACUGUAGCCUUGGUGCUUGCUGUGUACCAGUUACCUAACAGCAUCACAAACAUAACUUAACAGUGAAAGCCUUACGACUGUUUUUUGAAACAGAUCACUUUUGACAUAUCACUCCCAUUUUCUGACUUUUUACUCCAUGUUGUAUAUUUAAAUGAACUGCCAUAGGAAUAUUGUCAGGAGUGUACAGUCAGUUAUAUGUAUUGUAUUUACUACCUUUGGUAGUUAAAUUAUUAGAAGAUUAUGAUACUAAUCGUUGAACUGUAACACAUUUGGAAAUUGGUUAAAGGAAUUGGUGAAGACGUACUGUAGGAAUUGGAGGCUACAAUUGAGUUCAACUAUAGAGGGAAAGGUUUGUGAUACAAAUUGUACACUCCUGAGGGGAUAUUGUGAAUGUAGAGCAAAGCUGAUCCCCUCUAGUUUGGGCUUUAUUUGUUGACAGGUUUGCACUGUACUGGAUAUAAGCUCAAAAACACUCACAUUUUCUUUUGUUUCAAAAUAAAUCUGAGGUGUUUGUUAACGUG